This is a messenger RNA of Canis lupus familiaris (dog), 3372 nucleotides long. It is a transcript of the gene SHE, whose product is annotated as Src homology 2 domain containing E. The coding region runs from base 212 to 1561 and encodes 449 amino acids. Gene Ontology annotation, molecular function: phosphotyrosine residue binding. NCBI's taxonomy places the organism in Eukaryota, Metazoa, Chordata, Mammalia, Carnivora, Canidae. The record is from RefSeq and is a predicted model, not a curated record. The transcript has 6 exons.
UCCCGCUCGGGGGGCCAGGGAGGGUGGCAAGAGCCCGGACGCCCCGCGGCCCGCCGCCCCGCAGAGCCCGGCCCCGGGCCCCACCCCGCCGGGCUGCGCGCCGGCCGGCGGGGGACGCGGAACAGCCCCGGGGAAUGAGGCGGCCUCGGCCCCUGGCGCCCCUCCGCGUGUGCGCCGCGCCCCUCGCCCGCCUGCCCCGCGGGCCCCCCCCAUGGCGGCCCGGUGGUUCAAAGAGUUCCCGCUGAACCUGAAGACGGCGUCCGAGCGCGCCCGGCCCGGUGGCGGCGGAGGCCGACUGCGCAAGAACUCGGAGGCGGGCGGCGCCGGGCCGGCCCCGGGCAAGGGCCGUAAGAACUCGGCGGCCGAGCUGGGGAGCGGCAGGGCGGGCGUCGGCGCCCCCAGGGACAGCCGGCCGCCCCGGGAGAGCCUGCAGGGCCUGAUCCAGGCCGCCGCGGGCAAGGGCCGCAAGAACUCGCGGGCAGCGGACGACGAGCAGCACCGGGGCGUGGCCAGGAGCGCGGGCUGCAGCUCCUACAUCGGCAGGCUCGUCAAGGUGGACGCUCAGGAGAAGAGCGGCAAGAGCAGCGCCAGCAGCACCAGCAGCUGCUCCUCGUCCGCGUCCUCGUCUCCGGCCUCCCUGGGCCCCGAGCUGGACAAGGGCAAGAUUGGAAGGCAGCCAGAAACGGUCAUCAUUUUAGAAGACUAUGCUGACCCUUAUGAUGCCAAAAGGACGAAGGGUCAAAGGGACGCAGAGAGAGCAGGAGAGAAUGAUGGCUACAUGGAGCCCUAUGACGCACAGCAAAUGAUAACAGAAAUCCGACGCCGAGGUUCAAAGGACCCCCUGGUGAAGGCUCUCCAGCUGCUUGAGGGUGCCUGUGAGCUGGGCGAGAACAGCGCGAAAACGGAGACUUUGGCCAAGAGACGGAGCUCAAAGGAGCUCCUGGGGAAGCCUCCCCAGCUGUACGACACGCCCUACGAGCCAGCAGAUGCAGCUCCUGACCGGAGGGCACGGCUGCCCGUGGAGGACGAGAGGCCAGCGGCCGAGUACGAACAGCCCUGGGAGUGGAAGAAGGAGCAGAUUGCGCGGGCACUGUCAGUCCAGUUUGAAGGCUCUGACCGACCUUCCGUCAAGGAGGACACAGUGAAGCAGCACCAGCGGCAGAAAAGCUGGACGCAGAAGAUCCUGAAGCCAGCUGCCUCAGACCACAGCGAGGGCGAGAGGGUGGACCCAGCCCUGCCACUGGGGAAGCAGCCUUGGUAUCAUGGUGCCAUCACCCGUGCAGAGGCCGAGAGUCGACUCCAGCCCUGCAAAGAAGCUGGUUAUCUGGUUCGAAACAGCGAGUCGGGGAACAGCAAGUACUCCAUUGCACUGAAGACUAGUCAAGGGUGUGUCCACAUCAUAGUGGCCCAGACCAAGGACAACAAGUACACACUGAACCAGACGAGCGCAGUCUUCGACAGCAUCCCUGAGGUUGUACACUACUAUUCCAAUGAGAAGCUGCCUUUCAAGGGGGCAGAACACAUGAGCUUACUCCACCCUGUGCACAGCAAGCUUCACUAGAGAGCCCGCCAGCAACGGCCCUGGCUGGUCACCCCCACCCCCCUGAGAAGGGUGUCAGCACCCAGCCAGCAGCAGGGGAUGAGACUACGCCACAGUCGUCGGUGGGAAGUGGGUGUCUCCAUCCAGAAGUCAAAAUCUUUGGCCUUACAUCCAUUCUGUGACACUUGGUUACUGACCAAGUGGCUUUUCUGCAAUAAGAAGUCAUAAUUUACCAGGUGCCUCCUCUCUCUGGAGUAGGCAGGUGGAGGGUGAGUCCGGGAAUAUUAAGGUUUUCCAAAAAUGUACUUGUUUUUACCUGAACACCUGGUCUCUAAACAAACCAACACAAAUGCAAUUGGCUUUUAUGUAAGGCAAUAAAAAAUGGUCAUGUGGACCAGAAGAGCAUGUAUCACGGAUCCGUCCUGGGGAAAAAGGAUGAAUAGUGGAAAACAAGUGCACAGUGGACGACUUGGAGAAAAUGUCCUGCUUCAGCUCUGGAGUCCAUGGAAAUUCAACUCUCAAGAGAUUAUUCUGUUGCUCAGCCUUCUAAGAAAGUUUGUUUCCUCCAUCUCUGUGGACUUUUUCACCAUUAUCAUCAAUAUAAACAUAAGUAGGAAGGAAGAUGCCCCUGAUUGAAGAAUCCGCAAUAUAGAUUAAGCAUUGGUAGCAUUAUAAUUCUGAAUUAUAGAAUAAAAUAAUGAUUUAAUUCUUGAUUUUUUAAAAAUCUGAAAAUUUGCACAGCUCAACUUAUUGCAUAAUUAUACAGAGCUUCUAAAUCUUUCAUUUCACCUUCGGACAUUUCAGUUGUUAGGGUAUGGUUUUUAAUUUUGGUCCCCCCAUUAGAUUUACCUUGUAUUUCAGAGUAAAUUUUAAAUAUACGUACCUCUGUCCUAAGGAUCUGAGUGCCUGAACUGGGUCUAUAACACCUGCAGCUGCUCUUUGCAGAAUGACCAGUUCACAUUGUAUACAAAUGGUUUUGAAGACUGAGGUUCCUCUACUACUCCUUAAGAUAUUAAAUUAAUACUCAUAGUAUUAUCAUCCUUAUGGAUAUUGCCAGUUUACUUACUGUGAAAAUAAAAAUAAACCAUGAGACUGGCAUUCUGUGAGGAGGCCCCAGCAAGUGGCCAAGAAUGACAGCUGAGCAGGUGCUUCUGUCUCUGGCUUUGCUGUGUGGCUUUCAGAACUGAUCCAGAUGCAAGUGCGCUGCCAUUCAUGAAAAGUUCACUUUUGUAGCUUCUUUUAAAUACAUGAAAAAGGUUGAUUUGGUUCAUUUUUAGGAAAGUAUAUCUUUCUAGUUCUUAGUUAUCAUUUUAUUAUUAUGGUUAGUAAAUACCUGCUUCUUUAUUCAAUUAAGGUUGUAGCCAAACAGUUGUGUGAUCUUUGAUUUAAAAAAUUUGAGAGGAACUUUUUCUUAACUGAAUCUCAAUGAUUUUAUUAAUAGGGUGUCUGUUUUUUAAAUACUGAUAGAAUUUUUUAAAUGUGUAUUAGUUCAUGUGUGACAUCUUUAGUCCAGAUUUCUAAAAAUUUUUAGCAUCUAUUAGUUCCAAUUCCAUUCAACAAAUAUUUAUUAUCUUCCAUAUACAAAUAAUUCAUUUAUUAAACUUAUUUUUAGUUCGACAUUUUAGAAGUGAAAGCUUAUUUUUUAAACUUAUUCUACAAAAUAUAGCAGUUAUCCUAAUUUUAAUAAAUGCUAAAAAGCCUUGUCAAGUUUUCCGUGUGCACUCGAUGUUUGUUGGCCCAUUCCCAGCAAUGGUGACGAAUGUAUAACAAAACACCAUCUUGAAAGCAAACCUGAUGCAUUAGGUAUUUAUUAAACUUCUAUUGUAUGCUCA